Adineta ricciae is the source of this 3168-nucleotide messenger RNA. Lineage: Eukaryota; Metazoa; Rotifera; Eurotatoria; Adinetida; Adinetidae. The record is from the annotation of a GenBank genome assembly.
AUGACAAGUACAGGACAAAUACCAACACCAUGGAAAAGUACAGCUGCAACUUUAUUCAAUCCAUAUUUGAAUAUCAAUCAAAGAUCCAAUACAACUCGUCAACAAUCCGGUCGAACACGAACAUCGACUGCAACUACUCAACAAGGACGAGUUCCACCAGAAAGUCUUGUUGCUACUAAUAAUCUCAAAGUGACUUCAUCAGAAUCACAAAAACGACCACGAUCGAAACAUUUUCCAAGUUCAAAUGCUGCAGAAGAAGUGUCAAUUUACGUUCAACAAAUGAUUCAUUGUCAAAAUGAUCUUGAAAAUGAAGAGAAUCUAUUGAAUCGUACAAUGAGUACAGUAAAUGAAAGAAAUUCCAAUCGAAAAAGAAUUCCUCUAACGAGAGAACAGACACGAGUGUCAUCUUACGAAUUAGAUGAAUUUUUCAAUUCAACAAAUGAUCAAAUGUCGCAUUUUGCAUCAACACUACUUUCUCACGAAUCAGAUUUUUACAAACAUUGUCCUCAUCGGAAAGAAAGUCCAAAAUAUAAACCAAAUAGAAAACGAUCAGGUUUCACAUUGGCUGAUAUGUGUAAUGUAGCUUCCAAUAUAGGAGAUAAAAUGAUUCAGACACGAUUAACCUAUGAAACACAUGAACAUUAUCCAACUGAUCCAUCACUUCUUCUUGGUCAACCUGUUAAUAACGAUCGAAUUCACCUAUGUGAUGUGUUAGCUGAUGAUAACUAUUCUCGGGAAGCAAUGGUUGAAUUUGUUGAUCAGAAUGUCCUCGAUGAACGGACUUCACGAGCAAGUCGAAAUCAUCCGAAAUCAGCAACAUCAACACAAUCAAAGAUUAUUGAAUUAAAAGAUUGGAGAGGAAAAAUUACACAAGGAAAUCUUCCUGAUAUACGAAGUCAAUCAAGACGACAACGCGCCGAAUCGGUUGAAUCUCCACAACGGCCCUGUACGGCUGCCAGUAAUUUAUCGAAAUCACGACCUGAAUCCAUCGACGAACUUCUUGAUGACGAUGAAAGAGAAGAAGAAAUCAAAAUUGUCAAAUCUGAAAAUGCUCGUAGUGCACCGGUCGGUUCCGCAUUGAAGAAUCGAUCAAAUUCUCAACAACGACAACGCAGUUAUCCGCUCAAUGUCCGAAUUGACGAUACAAACACUAAGCCUAGUGUUAAUCAAAACACCAACAGAGCAGAAUAUCCCGACGAGAAUCACGAUCCAUCGGCUUUCACAUCUUCAAAUGAAAAUCGAUUGGAUCAAGAGAAAUUCAAUGAAAUUAUUCGUCCAUCAUCAGAAUCUAUUCUUUCCAGACGUACAACACCUGCGGGAAUGUUUGCACAAGAGUCUCCACGAGAGAAUCUCGCACCAGAUUCCACACCGAAUAGACGUAGUUAUAAAUUAAUACGAAGUUCAACUAGUUAUGUUUAUCGAACAAUUCCUGAAAUCAGUGAAAAUCCAAUUUCAUUGAAUGAACAGUUUUCGCAAUUAUCACUUCCACAGUUAGAACUUUUGGAACAUUACGAUCCAUUAAUAAGCACGAAAAUUGGCGCACCAUUUAUUCCUGUUCAAAUGCUAGCGAGACCACGUGAUGCUCAACUUUCCGCAAAGCGUUCAGCGGAAGAAAUCGAACGAGAUUAUCCAAAGAAAAAUGGUCAACCUGUGUUCGAAAAUCCUUCCGCACGUGCAACUAAUAGUAUCAUUGAAAUUGCUCAGACACUUCAAGCAAGUAAAUCAAAACGAAUACCUGUAGAACGACAAACAACAUUCGAAAGACCAGAUAAUGAAGAACCAGUUGAAGAAAGUCUACAUAUUAAAUCUAUUGAAAAUCCCAAUCGAUUAGCUAUCGAGCUUUAUACACCACCAAAGCAAAAUUUAGUUGUUCAAACUACCAAUUCAUCGAAAUUAUCAACAAAACAAAAUUCAAGUCUAUCGGAUUAUCUUUCAAUUUUAGACAAACAAUCAACUGCCAUUGAAUCUUCGAAAAUUGACGAAUCAACGAAGUCGAAUCUGAGUGUUAUCAACAUUCGAACACAACAAGAAGUUGAUCAAGUUCGUCCACGAAAGAAACCUUCACAAAAACGACUAACAUUUCCCACAACGAUUGUUACAAAUAUUAAAUCAAAUCCUAAAUCACAAGGAAGACCUAUACCAAGUGUCUUUCUUACACAAGAUCCAGAUGAAUUGAAUUACUCAACAUCUGUUUAUCGUAAAGCAAAAACUGAUGUGAAUAUCAAACGUGUAUUCAAAGGAUAUGUUAAAGAAAAUCUUUAUCGAAAAUUAUCCGCGGAUGAAAGACGAAAACGUGAAGAAGAGCAACAAGCUGCUGUCAAAAUUCAGCGAGCUUAUCGAGAACAUUUACAACGACGAAACGAAAUUGAGAAUCGUCGACCUUCAUCGAGUGAAAAACGGGAACGAGAAAAACUUCGUCGUCAAGUUCUAUCAGCAAAACGGGCACAAUAUGUCGAACAGAAAUUAACCGAACAAAACAGAAUUCGAGAUGCAAAUAAACAAUUAAAACAAUUGGUUAGAGAUACUGGACCGUCGGUUGAAGUAUUUGGACAAUUUAAUCAAGUCGAAGAACAAUUUUCUAAGGCAACACUCAAUCGAGCUGCUACGUGCAUUCAACGAUGGUGGAAAGGUUUUUUUGUUCGACAUCGAGCGAAAUCUCUGAAAGAAGAGGUUGCGACAUUUGGAUCAACAUGGUCACAAUUUAUUUCGCAUUAUCGCGAUGUCAUUCGACGAAUACAGGAGUUACGUGAAUCAAAAAACCGACAGUUUCAUUUUACUCGUGACCAAGCGAAAGAUUUUCUAACAACGGAAAAAAAAUUGACAACUAUUUAUAAUUCAAUGGCUUUCAAUGAUAAAUUCGAUAAAGAAGAAAUUGAACAUUUCUUUGAAUGUUGUGAUUUAUCAGCCACAUCAGGUGAAAUUCAACAGGCCUUAGCAGCCGUUCUUAAAUAUCAUCCUCGUAGAACUGAUGGAUUAACGAAAGAAAUGGUUUUCGACACUGUUUACUACAUUUAUCCACCAUUAGGCACUGGUUUAGAAUCAACAAGACAAUCAACAUGGGUUCGACCAAUUAUUGAUGGAGAAGAUGAAACGGCCAUUCAAGGAACAUCUUUCCUGGAACCAAUCGAUAUGAACGUUGUUUAUAAAUUCUUGGGUAAACCACAUUGA